AAAUUGUUCAGUUUUUGUCAGAUGUUCGAUAAAAUGUACCAGAAAAAUGUGAUGAGUGUUUUAUAUCUAACACUGUUUAUCAUAAGUUGGUGUGAUGCAGUCGUUGAGGGGAAAUAUAUUUUGGACCAGCAUAGGUAUGAGAGUCUGGGGUUUAUUGGAAAAAAGCCAACUUUCUCAAAAAAAAUUUAUAUAGCUAAUAUUGAUGGAAUUUCACUGGAAUUGGAGGGCGCUAUUUCCCUUGACAACUGCCACGCGAUGGAAACAUUCUUUGAAAUAGAUACGAGUUAUGCCGAUUAUCUUCCAUUGACAAAUAACAAAUCUCUUGUCCUCGGAAGCAACUGCACAUUAUUCUUUCCAAAAAUAUUCAUAAAGAAUAAGCCGUUCACCGAUGACGCUUUCGCAGGUUUCAUCACAGUCAAAGCUAUCUAUAACAAAUAUGUGCUGGAUGUAACCUCGAUCAUUCUUAUGCCAAGAUCCAAUACAAAAAAUUUGAAAAUGAUUUUUGAAGUAGAUGGGGUUGAAUAUAUAAUUCUGAACUAUUUUCACCUGAAGGUUACAUUUAUAUUAGUUUUGGUGAUAACUUUCUCUAUUCUAAUUUUGGAAAUGAAAGAAGUUCAUGACAAAUUCUUCAGAUUUAGAUACAGAAAUUUAGAAACAUAUAUAUGAGGCUAGAAACUAUGUAAAUAGUUACUUGAACGUUGUUUUAUCUUGGUUUGUUUUCGACCAAUUAUGUUUGGAUAUUUAUUAUACAAUAAUUACAUACUGAAACGUAGAUGGGCACCAAUUUUUUUUCAAUUCGACAUCUUUAUAUCUUAAGAAUCCUCUUUAUUACUUAUCAUUUUUAUCACAUUCACUUACUAUCUCAUAACUUUUAGUUGAUCACUAAUUGAACAUACAUCUUCUUUCUAAAAUUAUAUUAUAAUAUUUCUACUUUCUUGCUUCUCUUUUGAGCUUUUUGGAAUACUGAUGAUUUAUCGAUAAUUUUCCAUAUUCAUCAAUGGAUAAUAAAUUGUGGCUGUGUGCUUACUGAAGCAUUAUUCAUCAUACUUCAGUUAUUUUACAUCCCAUAUUAUUUGAAAAUGUGUUUUGUUUUGGGUAACAGAGAUAGCCCGAAUUUUGCUAAGACUGACAUUAGAAAUAAAGUAUUCCAGGCCUUUUGUGGGUACAAAAAAUUAUAGAUACAUUUUGAGUCCAGUGCUUUCAUUACUCACAGUGUAUUUUUCGAAUCUCUCUCGAAGCAUGAAGCCUCCUACUCAAUAUUCAAUUAAUUAUAUUUCCACUUGAAUUAAUGGCGUAUUUUGUUGUUCAUUUUAUAUCAAAACCCUCUAUCCACUCAAACAAACGUUUUAAUGUUUAAUGUUUCAAAUUGUACAGAAAUGGUUAAUAUGUACAUAAUAUUUUUUUAAUAAAUCAUAUAUUUUGAAA
Molecule: messenger RNA, 1425 nt
Organism: Diorhabda sublineata
Lineage: Eukaryota; Metazoa; Arthropoda; Insecta; Coleoptera; Chrysomelidae
Exons: 3
Coding region: 22-666 (214 amino acids)
Source: RefSeq, a predicted model, not a curated record